GAAGGGGCCGGCGCCGGGGCCCGUGAGGCCGCCGCGCUCCCGCCGCUCGCAGCCGGGCCCGCGGGCCCCUUGCCGCGCUCACCAUGCCGCUGGGGCUGAAGCCCACCUGCAGCGUGUGCCGCAGCACGUCCUCCUCCAUGUGGAAGAAGGGCGGGCAGGGCGAGAUCCUGUGCAACAACUGCACGGCGCGCUCGGCGCCGCCCGCGCCCGCCGCCUUCGCCACCACCUCGGCCGCCGCCCAGCACAGCAACGGGGGCGGCGGGGGCGGCGGCGGCGGCGGCGGGAAACAGAGCAAGCAGGAGAUCCACCGCCGCUCCGCGCGGCUCAGGAACACCAAGUACAAGUCGGCGCCAGCCGCGGAGAAGAAGGUUUCCACGAAGGGGAAGGGCAGGAGGCACAUCUUCAAGCUGAAGAACCCCAUCAAGGCUCCUGAGUCCGUAUCCACUAUAAUUACAGCAGAAUCAAUCUUUUAUAAGGGUGUAUACUAUCAAAUUGGAGAUGUUGUCUCAGUCGUUGAUGAGCAGGAUGGAAAAACAUACUAUGCUCAGAUCCGCGGGUUUAUUCAGGACCAAUACUGUGAAAAGAGUGCUGCACUAACCUGGCUCAUUCCUACACAAGCCAGCCCCAAGGACUGUUUUGACCCAGCAUCCUAUAUCAUAGGACCAGAAGAAGAUCUCCCAAGGAAAAUGGAAUAUUUAGAAUUUGUUUGUCACGCGCCUUCGGAAUAUUUCAAAUCUCGAUCAUCUCCCUUCCCUACCGUUCCUACAAGGCCAGAGAAGGGCUAUAUAUGGACUCAUGUGGGACCUACUCCUGCAAUCUCCAUUAAAGAAACUGUUACCAAUAAUUUAUAAUUAUUUUUAAGGAAUACUUCGGACAAGUUAUUUUGCGUGUAUUCUCAGGCCCGUGAGCCUCAUACAAGAGUUUUUUAAAAAUUAUAAAAUGUGCCAUUUUACUUUAUGGAUUACAGGAUUUAUUUAUUUAAAAUAUAUCUUUCAAGUGGAAGUUUCCAUUCCAGUUUAUGCAUCAUUUCAGUGCUCUGUUCUUCAGACACUAUUGCUCAUUUUGGGACAAACCCACAAGUUUCAUGCCAUCUUUUGACUUCUCAUAGUUGCCUUUAGUUUUCUUACUUUCUAAAUUAUUUUCCAGAAAAAGAGUUAAAAGACAUAAUCAUCCAGCACUUUAUAUACUUGUUUAAUUCAGUUAACUGUGACUGCAGUUUUUAUUUACUUGUUAAAUAAUUCAAGACUAGCUUCAGAUAAACACUAAACAUAGUCAGUGAUGCAGGUAAUGAUUUUCUGUUACGUGGAUUACCUGGAUUUCUCCAGACUGAAACCUCUCAUCCACAAGGAGGGACUUGUAUUUAACAGUCAUCUUUUAAGGGAAUUUUGUUUCUUUGAGUCUGAAACGUAAUGUCUGUAGCUUUCUGCUAAACUUUACUUAUAUAAGGGCAUAAGUCUCUUGGAAAGUUGGAUGCAAAUUUAAAAAUUAUUAUUAUUUGGCUUUGCCAUCCUGGCAUCCUCAUGGCAGGAAUGUAUCUAUCUGCAUUUCCUGAGCAAACUUACACGGAGGUAUGAUCUGAGUUUAAAAUUGAUUUUAAAUUGUUUUUUCAGUCUUUCCAAUUAAUGGUGACUUAAAAAAUCCUCAUGCAAUUAAAAUGAAAAAAAAUCACAUUUGCUAAGAGAAAUAAAAACUAAUUUUAUGUAUUGACA
Myiozetetes cayanensis is the source of this 1709-nucleotide messenger RNA. It is a transcript of the gene GATAD1, whose product is annotated as GATA zinc finger domain containing 1. Gene Ontology annotation, cellular component: nucleus. Gene Ontology annotation, biological process: regulation of DNA-templated transcription; chromatin organization. The record is from RefSeq and is a predicted model, not a curated record. The transcript is spliced from 5 exons. Lineage: Eukaryota; Metazoa; Chordata; Aves; Passeriformes; Tyrannidae. Gene Ontology annotation, molecular function: sequence-specific DNA binding; zinc ion binding. Bases 84 to 851 code for a protein of 255 amino acids.